This is a messenger RNA of Aspergillus homomorphus CBS 101889, 3595 nucleotides long. RefSeq names its product calcium/hydrogen antiporter. Gene Ontology annotation, molecular function: calcium:proton antiporter activity. Gene Ontology annotation, biological process: intracellular calcium ion homeostasis; calcium ion transmembrane transport. Gene Ontology annotation, cellular component: membrane; endomembrane system. The record is from RefSeq and is a predicted model, not a curated record. The transcript has 4 exons. NCBI's taxonomy places the organism in Eukaryota, Fungi, Ascomycota, Eurotiomycetes, Eurotiales, Aspergillaceae. The coding region runs from base 212 to 3412 and encodes 1066 amino acids.
GGAGGAAGACGAAGACCAGGACCCCUACCUCUUCGUUCCGACUGAAUCGUCCUUCAACCUGACCAACGAAGAUAUGUCAGGAAGUAUUCGUCAACAGAGGAAUGCAGGGCAAAUCCGUAGGGACUACGGUACGUCGUCCUAGACCUACCUACGUCGCCACGACUCUCGCCUUUGCCCCUUAGCGAGAAAGAACUCACAUGCAGCAGGUACCAUGGAUUCCUCCAUGAAAAUGGACUACGACCCCAGACCAGACGAAAGCCAACCUGAGAGUUCAACACGCGUCCUUGCCUCCCAGUCGCCAUCGGGCCCAGCUAGGAAGCCAUCAGUAACGCGCCGUAUGUCUUCGAAGCGACAAGUCCCUCAUAAGGGACAGGAAUUCUCUACAGACGAUGACGUACAAGAGGUGGAAGAGGAUAUCGCCAAACAACAAGGCUCCAAUCCACAGGCAUCGCCUAGGAUUCGUCCUCUGAGGAAGCAGAGCUCGACUCUGCGACGACGAGUGAAUGCCCGAAUGAGUCCGUUGGCUCAAGCAGAUUCAGACAAUGAUGGUGAGGACGAUACCGUUCUGCCUGAUGCCGCUGUGGAAGGAACCGGGCCGGAGCCGUCCAUUCAGCGAUCUGAAACUGGCAGCCAAACCGGGGAAGACGCUCACAGCGAGGAGGAUGAGUCGGCGUCAAGUGAUGCGGAAAGUUUCACGUUAAAGGAUCGCCAGCAAGCAAUAAACGAAACGCAUCCUUUCGGUAUUAGACUGUGGAAGCCCGCUUUGUACAAGAAGAGUCGCUCGGUGGAGAAAACAGCUGAAGGUGACAUCCAUUCUUCCCCUGGCGGUCGAGUGGGUAACCUCUUAUUCCUGGUCAACCUCUUGUGGACCCUGUUCUUCGGCUGGUGGCUAGCCCUGGCUGCCCUAACAGGGGCUGUCGCGUGCUUCGUGUUCGCGUAUUCGCCCAGUGCAGUAGAAUACGGACGGGUCUUUUCUGGCCUCUCCUGGUAUCUAAUCUACCCCUUUGGCUCCUUCGUUCGCUUGGAUACGGACGAGAUUUACGCAGAGGAGGAUGAGGGAGAGGGUCGCAGCAUUAGCGAAUAUGAACAAUGGCAGAACGGCGACCUCGAACAUGGUAGAUUAUUCUUCGGGCCUCGACGCGAUCGAUCCCUUGUUGGAAGGAGAAGAAACAGUGUCGAUUCGGCCAGUGAGCAGGAUAGCCUACUAGGCCGAACGCAAAGAGGCCAUGCACGAGACAGCCCGGUCAGCCAACCGAAGCGACGAUUGUUCGGACGUGGCGAGUGGACACUUGGCCGUGUGGUAUUUUUUAUUUUCUUCUACUUCCUUGUAGGACCGCUAAUGCUCUUGGUCUCGCUUCUCUGUUGGUUGCUGGUCUUCUGGAUACCUAUGGGACGUGUGACCAUAAUCCUGUUUGAUCACCUUCGCCGACAUCCUCUAGCAUUGUCCUAUCAUUCUGAUACAGCACAUACCAAGCUCAGCCCCGGUUCUUCCUCGUCUGUUCUGUUGUGCACCUAUCGUGCAGCUGGUCUGCGAUACUGGAAAUAUACCGUCGGCGGAACAAACAUUUUCUUCAUCAACCUACUCGGUGUUGUAUUAUUCGUCAUAUUUGACUACUUUCUUCUCAGCAAGACCAUGGGCCUCCAAACAGCUAUUACUCACCCGGGCCUUAUAUUCACACUUGCCCUUGUUUCGAUUAUCCCCCUCGCUUAUUUUAUCGGGCAGGCAGUUGCAUCAAUCUCAGCUCAAUCGUCUAUGGGCAUGGGCGCUGCUGUCAACGCUUUCUUCUCCACAGUUGUUGAGGUCUAUCUUUACUGUGUGGCCCUGACUGAGGGAAAGGGUCAGCUAGUGGAGGGCAGUCUCAUAGGAAGCAUAUUUGCGGGCAUUUUGUUCCUCCCGGGCCUUUCGAUGUGCUUUGGUGCUAUCAAACGCAAGACACAACGGUUUAAUGUUAAGUCAGCGGGUGUCACUUCCACGAUGUUGAUGUUUGCCGUCAUUGCUGCCUUCGGUCCGACUCUCUUCUACCAGAUUUACGGCAGUCAUGAACUUAAUUGCCGCUCAUGCGUCAAUACCGUGGAGUCGAGCGGCAGCGAUUGCCGUCGCUGUUACUUUUCUCAGAUGCCGGCUGUCAAUGAUAGCUUUUUCCGGAAAGCUGUCCAGCCAUACUCCUGGUUUGCUGCUUUGUUCUUGUUUCUGUCUUACGUGAUAGGAUUAUGGUUUACACUUCGAACCCAUGCAGCCCUUAUUUGGGCUACAGAAACCGAGGAGAAGAAAGCGGCGGCUCUCGCCAGCGAGCAAGCAGCGUACGAGCCCCGAAAUUUCGAUACUGCUCAAGCCUCGGCAAUGGCCAUUGGUGGUAUGACUGCGUCAAGAGGCUCAGUGCGUGAUUCACAGCUCUACAAACGUAUUCUAGGACAGUCUCUGAAGCAUGUUGGCUUAUCCGAGUCUGCAGGAGAAUACAGCUCUAACCUCCGAGAUUCUGUUUCCACGCAUGGAAAGAAAGCAGCACCGUAUCUUGUGCCCCCGCAAACGACGACCGAGGACAAUCAUCCAAGAUUGAAGGAUUUCAGAGAUCUAUCUAGCGAGGAAAAUGAGAACUUUGUGCGCCGGGUUACUGAAGUAGCAGCGACGGCGGCGACUGUUGCCGCACGUGAUGCAGCUCGGUCCCGAAAACCGUCCGUUCAACUCGCUCCGCUCCGUCAAGCUAGUAAAGCCCCCGUUGAUCUUACAAAGUCACACUUGGACGAAACCGACGAGAUCGGUCUCGAAAAUAAUCAUACCAGUGGUGGGCAUGAUGCGCCGAACUGGAGCAAAGCCAGGAGUUCUAUAAUCCUCUUGGUGGCAACCAUACUGUAUGCUAUCAUUGCUGAAAUCUUGGUCAACACCGUCGAUGUGGUCCUAGAGAGUGUCGAUGUGGACGAAAAGUUCCUUGGAAUCACACUUUUUGCCCUGGUACCCAAUACUACAGAAUUCCUAAACGCGAUCUCCUUCGCUAUGAAUGGCAAUAUAGCGCUUUCCAUGGAAAUCGGAUCAGCCUAUGCAUUGCAAGUUUGCCUCUUGCAGAUCCCCGCAUUAGUUCUUUUCAGUGCCCUUUAUUCUCGCCUUAUAGAUCCUUCAGAAUUGCUGACCCAUACGUUCAACUUAAUUUUCCCUCAGUGGGACAUGAUCUCGGUCAUUCUUUGUGUCUUCCUCCUUUCUUACGUUCAUGGUGAAGGCAAGAGCAACUAUUUCAAAGGCUCGAUUCUCGUCCUUACAUAUCUUGUCGUUGUGAUUGGGUUUUAUCUAUCAGGCUACAGCAACAUAGAAACCAUGGGAAUUGACCGUUUCGACACGCUGGCUCUUGGCUCAAGCUCGCCGGAGAAGUUUUACACUAUCGGUCGGGCCACAAGUGGCCAAGCCUUCAUCCCUCAUUGACAAUUUUCUUCCCACUGUCGCAUGUCAGUUGUAAGUAGAGACAGCUGCCGAGCCUUGAGGGAUGUCUUGGUGUGCGUCUAACCUUAUCCUGCCUAACAACGGGCUUUCUUCAUCUAAGCUACUCAUACUAUGUCAUUAUCUUGUUUCCUGAAAAGUUUAAAUAGAGGUACCAUUAUUGUUUUG